GCUCCCUCACGCGGGCCGCCUCUCUCUUUGCGAGCAUGACUGCUUCACAAAAGGAGGAGACGGCGUCCCAGUUCCUCUCACUCUAGGUGUUCCUCACAAUGACGACACUCGGGCGUUUCCUCCCGCUGGAUCCGAAACAGGAACCUACCGAAGCUGCCGUGCCCGGUAAGCACCUGCGUCAGACGGAAGGUGAGGACGCCGUGGCGUCUCUCAAGCCACUCCUCAAAGAGGGGUCUUACCGCUGAUAUAGUAGCGUGCCCGAGAUUACCUAUAUAAUACGUUUAUUUGUUAGAAUAUUGUUACAACAAGAUAUAAUGUUCUGAAUGACCUGUUGUACCCGGCGUUUUUGUGUAUUUUUACACCCCUCCAUUUAAGCGAAACAUGACUAAAUAAUAAUGGAUGGUAUUUGUAGUAGGACGGACCACGCGGGGAGAUCUGUCCACGACUUUGCCCUUGCUUCUGGCCUAACACAACUGGAUACCGUGUCUACACGAAUCCCAGAUGUGGAGAGCCAGAGGCUUUCACUGUUGGACCUUCUGCUGACCUCUCAUUCGGACGGCUAUAACAACACAGUUGAUGCUCCUAUUCGCUCAUCAGACCACUGCCUCGUCCGGAGUCUGCCUUGUGCGUGCACGCCGCGUGUCAAAGUUGCUCGCGGUCGCCGAGUUUGGCACUACAGGUCAGCGGAUUGGGAUGGGAUGAGAUCCUUCUUUGCAUCCUACCCUUGAAAACGAGUUUGCUUCUCGCAGGAUAAUCCCAACGACGAUGCUGUCUCUGUUGCUGAUGUGGUGCUGCAGGGGAUGGAACUGUUGUUCGUUCCGUCCUGUCACAGAGGCUUACCGAGCCUGGGCUGAUGCGGUGGCGGCACGGGAUGUAAAUACCAUUGAGCGCCUUCCAUCAGAAACUCGUGCGUUCUGGUCUCUCGCCAAAUCUAUCGAAGGCAAUUUCUGCAGACCAAUAUUCCCACCUCUGCACAUUCUUUGCGUCAAAUUCGACAUUGGACGACGGGGGACGUGAACCGCCGGUUCUGCUGUGGCGCGGGUGUAAUAUGCCGGAUAUUCGGUUUCACCAGCGCUCGGUACGAUUGGCGCUCAUGUCUCUUGACAUCCAUAAGUCAAGUGGGCCUGACGGAAUCUCACCCAUUGUGUUAAGGAUGUACGCUCCAGAGUUGGCACCUGUCUUAACAUGUCUUUUUUGGCUCACAUACUCUUCAGGAGUAGUCCUGGAGUUCUGGAAGAUAGCUAUGGUCCAACCGAUCCCUUAAAAAGGAGAUCGCACAAAACCGUCCAAUUACAGACCGAUAGCCAUAACUUCCCUUUUCUCGAAAAUAAUGGAGUCAUCUAUAAACUGCCAGCUCCUUCGGUACUUGGAGGAUCAUCAGCUCCUUAGUGACCGAUAGUACGGUUUUCGUAAGGGCCGGUCCGCUGGUGAUCUCCUAGUUUAUCUGACACACUGUUGGGCACAGGCGACCGAGUGCAAGGGGGAAGCGACGGCAGUCAGUUUGGACGUAGCGAAGGCCUUCGAUCGGGUUUGACAUAAAGGGCUUUUUACGAAGCUACCUUCCUAUGGGCUUCGCGAGAAACUGUGUAAAUGGGGGUCCAGCUUCCUUGCAGACAGAAGCAUAAAGGUCGUGGUCGACGGUGAAUGCUCUGAUUGCUUGCCUGUGAACGCUGGUGUCCCUCAAGGCUAGGUACUAUCGCUCACUCUGUUCCUCCUCCAUAUCAAUGAUAUGUUGCAAAUUAGUUGCAUUCAUUGUUAUGCGGAUGACAGCACGGGUGAUGCCUUUUACGCCGUCGUGCUAACAUUUCUCGGGAAAACGUCAUCGAGAGUCGAAACAGGCAUGUGUCUGAAAUCGAGACUUCUUUAGAGAGAAUCUCAGAUUGGGGUAGACUUAACUUGCCCAAUUUAACGCCACAAAGACACAGGUCUGCGUUUUCACAGCUAUAAAACUGCCGUUUUUCGUAUCUCCUCAAUUUCAGAGCACCCCCCUCAAUAGAUCGAGGCAGUAUUUCACCCCGGGGCAUCGCCUGCUACUUUACAAUGUAUGGAAUACUGUUCUCAUCUUUGGGCGAGGGCACCCCAGUACCAGCUCCUCCCUCUGGACGGCAAUCAACGACGAUCUGUCCGAAUUGUUGACUGCCCUGUUGUCUCGGACCGGCUGGACUCUUUGGCACUGCAUAAGGAUGUAGCCUCGCUAUGUAUUCUCUAUCGCAUGUAUCACGGGGAGUGUUCUGAGGAAUUGUUUGGAACGCAAAACUUUGAUACGACCUUCAAACCUUCAAGAAACAAGCGUACUCCUUCUUAAAAGGCCGGCAACGCACCUGUGACUCCUCUGGAGUUGCAGGUGUCCAUGGGCGGCGCCGAUCGCUUACCAUCAAGUGAUCCGUCUGUUCGUUUGCCUCCUAUCCCUUAAAAAAGCCAUUAUUUUGUCACUAGCGUUAGAGAUGAACUAACUUAGGACAAACCUAAGUUAACUCGGAUUGAGAUUCAUGUUAUUCGAGAAUUCGAUAAUAUGAAUUAUUUUAUUUUCAAAUGAAAGUAACACGUAUCAAACAAGUUAUUUAUUUUCUAAACGUAUUUUAAAUUAGAAAAUAUAUAAAAACAAAGCAUGCAGUUCUAACAGACAAAAUCAAAUGUUGCUUAUCUACGAUAUGGCUCAGCGUUGAUUUCAGAUGGCCCCUGACUAUGGGGGUAACAAACAUAUCUAUUGAUAUUUACGACUUAAAGCAUCACAAUAUAAACAUAAUAAACUAAAAUCCAUUUAAUAAAAAAAUGUGAUAAACAUAAAUAUAUAAAUCGAUAUUUGUGUCUCGAAAAAUCGUUUCUAUGGUAAUUGAUUUCAGAUCGCACCCCUAUUGGCUCAGUAUUGACAGUUCUUCCUCUCCCGUCUAUUUUGACAAGUUCACUUUUUUUGGAUGCAUUCACUUAAAUAACCUAGAUAAUUAGAAAGAUUUGUUCAUUUUAGAAGUAAUUUAUCAUUAAAAUUAAAAAACGCUUUUCUCAAGAAAAAAGAAAAAAGAACUAGGUUUUGUGAAGUCUAUCCAAAUAUAUUUAACUCGUUCUGGUUAUAAUUAAAAGGCCAUUUCUGGACAUGUCCUUUAAAUAAGACAGGUCAAAACGUCACUUAUGACUUGCCAUUUCUAUUUAAAACUGAAAAAUACGCGUCGAAUUGAGAACCUCCUCCUUUUUUGAAGUCGGUUAAAAAAGAGUGGUGUACUUUGCAGAUGGAUAGAUCAUUAAUCUCUAAAACAGGUCGACGAACUGCAAAUUUUCACGUCGUUUUGGUUCACAAUUAAUAACUAAGAAAAACACAAAAUGUUAUAAAUUUAGUCUACCAACCAUGCAAAGUAAUAAUUGCUAUAUAAUUUUGAAUGGACAAAAGUUGGGAUUGGUCAACGGGAUAGUGUUCCCAGGUAUGGCGUUAGACCCGGCUUCAAUAGGAUUUCCACAUAAAGACGCUUUUGGAGUUCAAUCUCAGUCGUUUUGCAGUUAGACAGAUUAGACAGCUCACACAGCUCACAGACGUAAAUACGGCCAGGCUCGUCUAUUUUAGCUAUUUUCACAGCAUUGUGUUGAACAGGAUUUUGCUGUGAGGUCGAGCUACGGAAGUAGAAUCAAUUGUUAUUCUGCAAAGCGGGCUAUCCGAGCAAUAUAUGUAUAACUUGCCCUAUGGCGAAUCUGUAAGGGAAUGAAUAUUUAAAACGAUUAAAUAUCCUGACGGUGCCCUGUCAGUUUAUAUAUGAAAAUAUUAUGUACUCGAGGAAAUCUUGAAAUUACAUAUUUGAAAAAAACAAUACUUCUAAUAACGUAAGCAAAAAUAAGCUGGCUGUAACAUGAUUUCGUCUAUCCUGAGAUAAGAAAUCCUUAAUGGGGUUUUGUGUGAAUCGUUUCAAUAAAAUAUCCAGUACUGUCUUACAUCUUAAUGAAAGAGAAUUUAAAACAUUAUUAAUUCCAAAUGUUGUACUCUUGUCUCGAAUAUAAGCUAAAAACGAAGUGUACGCGUAUCGUAUCUGCACACAGAGAGGUGGAGAAGAGCCACGGCGACCCGGAGCGGCUCAUAGACUGCUUCGCGCGCGCCAUCCUGCAGGCGGACAUACGCGCCGGCGCACUCACUCGUCUACUGCAGUGUCUGCAUGUACCCGCCCAGCCCGCCCAGCUACUGCAGCACGCCGCGCGGCACUGCCACUCCGCCAGUGACGUGGAGAUCCUAGUGUCCCGUGUGACCGCAUACAGUAAAGAAGGGGUAAUGAUUCCCGAGGAACUGUUAGACACGGUGAUGCAGAAAGCUUCAGAGUUUGCGUUGGCCCCCCACAAGCAGAUUGGUCUACUAUCUCUGAGCCAGAAAACGAGGGUCCAUGAUAGUGACGAUAUGCUCAAGAUAGCACAGUUCACUGUGGAGCUGUUCCGUACUGAGUGGCCGGACUCAGACUACGCUGAGGAAUUGACUGACGAGGCGCUACUCGGUGAGGAAGGCCGUCGGGAUGCUUUCAGCAAGUUCCUGUCGCUGGCAGACUCGUGGCAGCGCAAGAAGGCGCUUGUAGACGUACUCCAUUGCUGGCCACCCACUAGGAGCAGUGAGGCGAGGAGCCUGCAUUGUACAUACGUGCACCACCUUCUCGCCGACAGAAGAGAUCAGGCGGAGAAGUUGAUGCUGAUCAAGUUACUGCUGCAGCGCCCCGUGCUUGCUGAAGAGGAGGUCAAAUGGCUUGCUGAUAAUGUAGCCCCUGAGUCUGUAAUCAAUGCUAUUUGGGUUGUUCUCCUCAGCAAAUCUGAAAAUUUUAAGGAUAAUAUCUUAAACUUAGCCCUUCAGCAUAAGAUAUUUCUCCAGAACCAUGAAGUCGACGACGAUUUGAUCAAAGAACUCCUAGAUAACGGCAUGUUUAUAAAGCUGGUCCCGUGCCCGCUGUACUCAGCGUUCGUAAAUUACAUCAUCACGAAGGAGGCAGCUGGCGACGAUGCCGCAGCGCGCCAGUACACCGUGGAUUGGGCCAUCGGGGAACUCACAGGCGCCAACUACCUCGCGGAGGCGGGACAUCUCAAACUGACGUCCGCGGGCGUGCCCGCUUCCCUCCGAGGGUUCUCUCAGGCUGUUGCGUGCGGCCUGGCGGAAUCUGCUAGAACCUGUGCUUACUCCAAAGAUAUCUUAGAAGAUUAGAUGAUAUAUAUAUUCCAAUGUCCUUAUUACAAAUGUGUAAUUAAUAAAUGACGGGUACAGGAGUCUUACUGGUUUUAAUUUAUACAAU
Messenger RNA from Spodoptera exigua (beet armyworm), 5243 nucleotides. NCBI's taxonomy places the organism in Eukaryota, Metazoa, Arthropoda, Insecta, Lepidoptera, Noctuidae. The record is from the annotation of a GenBank genome assembly.